Messenger RNA from Bombyx mandarina (wild silkworm), 1524 nucleotides. RefSeq names its product transcription factor AP-2 (gene TfAP-2). Gene Ontology annotation, cellular component: nucleus. Gene Ontology annotation, biological process: regulation of cell population proliferation; regulation of transcription by RNA polymerase II; anatomical structure development. Gene Ontology annotation, molecular function: DNA-binding transcription factor activity, RNA polymerase II-specific; RNA polymerase II transcription regulatory region sequence-specific DNA binding. The record is from RefSeq and is a predicted model, not a curated record. Lineage: Eukaryota; Metazoa; Arthropoda; Insecta; Lepidoptera; Bombycidae.
AUUAAUAUCGCACUCAAAACAAAAUUUACCAGUACGGAUAUUAAUUUCACAAAAGAAACCAGCAUGGCAGCAGUAAAACCUGUUUUGUAAAUGGCAUCUGUAAACUUAACGUAUACUGCGAACUCCCCAUCUUUUAUCAUGUCUGGAGGCUGCGAGGCGCGCGAGCACCCACUCCAUGUGAUAGCCUCGAGCGACGCGCGCUCGCUCACGUGGUCGCCGCAGUACUAACUAACCGCACGCGCCAAAUUUAAAUUACGGAAUUAACUUUUUUUUUAAUCAUUUUUUUUUUUCGAUUUCAAUUCUAACGUGCCAGCCAGUGUUCGCGUUAUGUUAAAUUCGUAGUUUCUAUCCAUGAAGUUUCGAUCGAAAUUGAAACGUAACAGUGAUGUGCAAUUUUAGUGCUAAUUCCGAGUUCUUUAUUUAAAAAAGUACGUAUUGGCAUUUCGGUAAAGAUCUAUGAAUUUAGGUGUAUUCGCGUCGUAUAUAUGAUUGCCCGAUUAACACGUACGAAAUAAAACAAAAAAAACGAAUGAAGUUAUUACAUUUUGGUACAUGAUCGGUCCGAGAUAAUCACAUAUCGAAUGUGAAGAGCAUCAAUUUCCUUACAGCCAUCAAUAAUAACGGACCGAGUAAACAAUAACAUUAUUUGUUGUCAGACAGUGACGGAGGCAUACAAGAGAGCGAGACGUAACUACACUCAUCGAUCUAAGAAAAUAGAAUUCUCAUACGAAAUGUAAUGGCGGUACGAUAAUCGUGUAAAAGUUCACGAUAGUUGCCCAACGCUCUGCGGUAACAAUACAACACGUCCGGCUCACGUGGAGCCCGGACAAAUCGAUUUACGAACGGGCCACAAGCGAAAUUAGAGAUCCAAUUACGUCGGACGCUUAAAUCGGUCGUCUCGGCCAAUAGAUAAUGAUCUGUCGAUGAUUUACGCCGCGUUAAACCGACAAUGCCACGAGAUAACCUCGAGUCCGCCAGCACAAUGCGACCAAUUAGAUAAGACGGGCUCCUCUCGGCAACAUGACUAAAAUGAACAGGACCGAUAUGAACGAACACGGUUUAAGCGUCGACGAUAUUUUCAGCGAAAACUACAACGUCAAACGAAAGAGGAUCCAGUUGGAGAGCUUCGACGGGAAACAAUUGACGAAAAUCGAUUCCGGCAUCGAGAAGUCCGACGAACCGCCGCGAGAAGACCUGAAGGCGAAAACGAAAAGCUACGACGAUACCGAAUACGACAUCGAUAAGAUCGUGCAAGCGAAUAUGAUUAUCGAUAAAGAAUCGAGUAAGACGAUACGAUUGGAGUUGAGGCAGCCCGGAGACGGCGGCACCUCAGAUAUUGACGUUCAGGCCGUUGAGAACUUAGACCCUAAUAAUUACACAGUUAAAACCGACAGCAGACUCAAUACGGGAAAUGAAAAGAACGUAGACUACAACAUGAACGGAUGCGAAGACGAGAAUAGAGUAAGUAUUUAUUAUAAUAAAGAUUUGAUAGUGACAUUUGAAACUUAAACAUUUGACGUAUUA